AUGGCCGACGACGCUUCCCCGUCGACGGCUGCCCGCCCAUCAUUGCGUCAUGCAAAUAACGGCCCCAACGGCAGCAGCAAAACAGACGGCGGCGGCAGCAGCAGCACCACCACCCACAACAACAUCCCGAGCACAGGCGUGAGCUCCGGCGUCAGCGCGCCGCCCGGCCACGCCAUUCGCCGCGCCAGGACCGUCGCCGAGAGCAACCCCGGCGCGGCCCGCUGGGUGCCGCCGUCCUCGACGCGCCGUCUCUCGUCUGAUUCCAGCGGCUUCGAGCCGCCACCAUCGCGGGGAAACCCGCCACCGUUCAGACGGAGCUCCAACUUUUCCGAUCGCGGUCUCAACGACGCCCGCGCGAUCCUGAACCCGCACGCCAAGGCCGCCCAGGGCACCGCCGCCGACCAACCCCCGGAGCUCUCGUCGCUGGCCGGCCUGUCGCUGGCCUUUGCGCUGCUGCCUGCCCUGGCCGGCGCGCUGUUCACGGGCGGCGGCGCCGUGGCGACGGACAUCAUGUUGCUGGGCCUGGCCGGCGUCUUUCUGCACUGGUCCGUCACGCAGCCUUGGCUGUGGUACCACUCAGCGCAGCAGGUGCGCAUUCAACACGAAGCCAAUUCUGCAGAUGAAGUCUUUGAUGACGAUAGCGACGACGACGACGACGACGGCGACGACGACGAGGAAUUCGUAGAUGGAGCUUCGCACCUGGACCACGUCCCCGAAGAAGACGCGCUGCGCUCCAAGAAUGACGAGUCCACGCCAGAAAAGAAGACACCAUCGCCCUCGCAGCAAUCGGCCCUCAGCGAGCUCUACCUGCACGAAGUCACGGCCCUCCUAUCGUGCUUCUCGCUGCCGCUCAUCAGCGCCUUCAUCCUGCACAUGAUUCGCUCCCAGCUGAGCCGGCCGUCCGAGGGCCUCGUCUCCAACUACAACCUGACCAUUUUCAUCCUCGUCUCCGAGGUGCGCGUGCUCUCGCACAUGAUCAAGCUGGUGCAGGCCCGCACGCUGCACCUGCAGCGCGUCGUGCACAGCAACCCCUUUGGCGCGCUGCCCGCCGCCAACAGCGUGCGCAUCAACGCCAUCCUCGAGCGCCUCGACGCACUCGAGUCCGACUCGGCCGCCGCCGCUGCCGCCGCCCGCACCGCCGCUGCCGUGCUGUCCGAGCAGGACGAGGACGAGGAGACGAACGAGUCGGCCAAGGCCGCGCAAGAGGCCGUCCUCGCCAAGGACAUCCGCGGCGCCAUCCAGCCCGAGCUCGACGCGCUCAACCGCGCCGUGCGCCGCUACGAAAAGAAGUCGACGCUGCUACAGUCCCAGGUCGACGCCCACUUUGCCGCCAUGGACGCGCGCGUCCAGGACGCCAUUGCGCUGGCCGCCGUCGCCGCCAAGAACAGCGCCCGCAGCAGCAUCCUUGUGCGCGGCUUCGACGCCGUCGUCAAGAUUGUGCUGUUUCCGUUCCACGCCGUGCUGCAGCUCCUACUCCUGCCCGCCCGCUGGGUGCUCUCCUUUACCCGCGCCGGCGGUGGUGCAAGGAAAAAGGGCACGCCCAACGGCGCGCAGACAGGCGGCAAGCCGUCGAGCCGGAGCACGCGAGGGAGCAAGACGACUGGCCAACCGCGCUACAAUGGCGAUAAGAUGCCUUCACGCCUGGCACGGAAGUGA
Molecule: messenger RNA, 1656 nt
Organism: Cordyceps militaris CM01
Lineage: Eukaryota; Fungi; Ascomycota; Sordariomycetes; Hypocreales; Cordycipitaceae
Exons: 2
Coding region: 1-1656 (551 amino acids)
Source: RefSeq, a predicted model, not a curated record